Drosophila teissieri is the source of this 1593-nucleotide messenger RNA. Its product is annotated as protein Daple. The transcript has 5 exons. Bases 84 to 962 code for a protein of 292 amino acids. The record is from RefSeq and is a predicted model, not a curated record. NCBI's taxonomy places the organism in Eukaryota, Metazoa, Arthropoda, Insecta, Diptera, Drosophilidae.
CUUUACUGUUUUCAGCAACAAAAGACUUUUCACUGGCUCAGUAAUUUGUACCAUUACGAGUGGAAGUAAUACAGAACAAUUCAAUGGAGAAACGUGCCACAUCUACCAUGCAGGUGCUCUAUGCAGAACUGGCAGCCGCAAAGUCUAAAAGUGCCGCGCUGGAGGAGGAGAACAUUUUGCUGCGCCAUCGACUGAAUCGCGCGUCUGCCAGCCACAGCACCAAUGCGGCCAUCAAUGUGGAGGCCAAGAUCAUGGCCUUCCAGUUGGAGGAAGAGCGAGAUCGUCUGGUGGAAACACUGCAGAAGCACAAGAAGAAGUACAACAAACUGCACGACGCUUAUCUGGAGAAGGUGAAACGCUGUCGCGCCCUGGAGGAGAUGUUCAAACGGCAGAAGACACUUACAGGCUUGGUGAUGAAGUCUUCCUUGGAUCAGAGAAAUGCAGAACAACGAAUGGCGUUGGAGAAAAGACAAUCGGUUCAAAGCGAUGCCAAUGAACUGAACGAGCUGAAGGCCCAAGUGGAAAAACUUCAAAGAGCCCUUGAUGAGUCAUACGACAUUAUCGAUGAAAUGGAUUUUGAACUCGAGAGCGUGGACUUACUGGAAAUGCAAAACCAAAGCUUACGGGACGAAUUGGCCGCUUUUAAGGCAAACUCCGUUGCAGGAGCGACCAGUCUGCCAGCUUCAGUUCCCAACGAUGACGAUCCUCCGCCCAAAUACGAGGAGGACUAUCCCGGCCAGCAUCAUAAAGCUAUGCUGGCUCGUCGCUGCUCCUCAAGCAGUGAAUCCGAUCCAAAGGAUGAUGAUGCCGAUGCAGAAACCAUGGAAAGAGCUGCCCUUACGCAUAGUCUCAUUCAAACGGUGGAAACCGAGAGCAAUGCCCUGAGACGGGAAUUGUUAAGAUCCCGCUGCCAACGAACAAUACGAGCCAAGUUGGAGAAAGAAAGCGAGCCGGCUGAUUAGGAUAAGUGGCAGGAUUAACCUUAAUAAAUAAGUGCCAGCCAAAAAAUAAAAUGCCAACCAAUAGAUGAUAAUGACAAGUAGCCAUACUAAAGCUGAUGAAACUGAUCACUAAGUUUACGCACACUGGCCUAACCCAGAUUCCGAGCCAACUACGCCUAACCACCGCACAUACUAGAGUUUGCUUUUAAGGUUCGACAAACACGCUCUGCGGCUGCGUUAAAUCAAACUUUUGAGAUAGAGAUAGAGUAACCUGGUUUCUCGCACUGCGCGCGCAGAGGAAACUCGUCUAAUGGCGAUUAAUUAAAAUAUUUGCUAAUGCCAUCAAACGAGUUGCGCACAGAUCACCUGCCAAAGGAUCUGGCCUCUGCGCCGUGAAGGUUCCAGCCCCCAACUCCUGUCCCCAACCCCAUUCCCCAUCCGCCAAACGGCGUGGUGCGCUAUCCAUUAAAACAUGACAAUUAUUUUUAUGACUUAAUGCAGUCGGAGGCCUUGUUGCCCAAUGCCUAAUGCUGCAAAUUAUUGACAAAGUAAAUUAAUCUCCACAUUUGUUGGCUGGACCAGACAAACUAGCGCGACACCUCUAAGAUCACCAAGCUCUCCCACUUGGUUGCUUAUCGCAUUAAAAAGUUCC